Messenger RNA from Oncorhynchus tshawytscha (Chinook salmon), 2140 nucleotides. Its product is annotated as FAD synthase. The transcript is spliced from 10 exons. NCBI's taxonomy places the organism in Eukaryota, Metazoa, Chordata, Actinopteri, Salmoniformes, Salmonidae. The record is from RefSeq and is a predicted model, not a curated record. Gene Ontology annotation, biological process: FAD biosynthetic process. Gene Ontology annotation, molecular function: FMN adenylyltransferase activity. Bases 163 to 1749 code for a protein of 528 amino acids.
CAUUGGCUUUUUGGAUUCAGAGAUGGCACUUUAUUGCUCCUGAUUGGCUCGCCAGAGCCACCCAGUGUUUGAAGGGCAUGCAGUUUGUCGGCUAAUACAUAACGAGGACGUAUGCGACUUUAGGUUGUUUCUCUUCCCCCACUCUUUCUGUCUCAGGUCUGGAUGCUGCAGGCUGUGUCCAGGCUGAGUAGAGCAGCGGUGCGUGUGAGGCGAGUGGCCGCCCAGGUCCAGGUCACCACUGUAACCAUGGCCCAGAAUCACCAGAGCUGCGGUACCUCCUGUCAACAGAAUGGGGGUGCUGUCACAGCAGCCAUCCUCAUCAUUGGGGACGAGAUACUCAAGGGUCACACGGUGGACACUAACAGCGCCUUCCUGUUGCGAGCUCUGAGGAAGCUGGGAGUGUGUGUCCAGCGUGUCACAGUAAUCCCAGACCAGCAGGAGGUAAUCUCUAAGGAAGUAGCCCUCCUGGCCCCACAGUACACACACCUGCUCACCUCUGGGGGAAUAGGCCCCACCCACGACGACGUCACCUUCGAGGGUGUUGCCAUGGCAUUCGAGGAGGAACUGCAUGCCCACCCGGAGCUGACCCGUUUGGUGGAGGAGUUCUUUGGGGUGGUGGAUAGGGAGAAUGCAGCCAUGAAGCUAGCCAUGGUUCCCCGCUCGGCCAAGCUCAACUACGGCACUGACCCUCAGACUGGACAGCCACUACGCUACCCACUGGUGAGUGUGCGUAACGUCUACAUCUUCCCUGGGAUCCCGUCUCUGUUGGAGAGAGCCUUCAACGGUCUGGAGCACCUGUUCGCUGGCUCAGGGACCACCUUCCACACACGAGAGGUGUUUGUGGAUGCAGACGAGGCGUUGAUCGCCCCGGUGCUGACCCGCCUGCAGGCGGGCUGGGGGAAGAAGGUGGCUCUGGGCUCCUACCCUGACUGGCUCAGUAACUACCACCGGGUCAGGCUGGUGCUGGAUUCAGACAUCUCUGAGGAGGUGGAGAAGGCCCGGGCUCAGCUGCUGGAGGAGAUGCCCAAAGGCAGUGUGGUUCCCCUGGUCACGGACCCUGUGUCCAUUGCUACUGAGGAGGUCUACACACUGGCCAACAGCGGCACGCCGCUGGGUGAUAAAGUGGCAAACGCUCUGAAGACCAUAGAGACUGCUCUGGAUCAGUAUUCGGCAGGGGAGAUCUGUGUGGGCUUCAAUGGAGGCAAAGACUGCACUGCUCUACUACAUCUAUAUUACGCUGCACUGAAACGGCGGUAUCCGGAGGGUAAGGACAAGGUAAAGGCUCUGUACAUUCGCAUCGUCUCUCCCUUCCCAGAGAUGGAGAGAUUCCUCCAGGACACAAUAAAGAGGUAUGACCUGGAGAUUUUCUCAGUGGAGGGCAGUAUUCGGCAGGCAUUGAGUGAGGUACAGGAGAGGAGGCCGGAGCUGAGAGCUGUGUGUAUGGGCACCAGGAGGAGUGACCCCUACUCACACACACUCACACCCAUGUGUCUCACUGACCCUGGAUGGCCGGACUACAUGAGGGUCAACCCCCUGCUGGACUGGACGUAUCAUGAUAUCUGGUCAUUCCUGAGGACUCUAUAUGUGCCCUACUGUAUUCUAUAUGAUAAAGGGUACACCUCAUUGGGCAGCAUGGACAACACCUGCCGAAACCCUGCCCUCCAGGUGGUGGAUGGGAGGGGCGUGAGCCGCUAUAGACCUGCCCACCACUUGGAGAAUGAGGAAAUGGAGCGCGACUCACGUGAAUGAUGUCACUUCCUUGUUUGUAACGUCAUGUCCUGAUCUUUUAUCUGCCAUUCCUGAUUGGUGCUCCAGGUAAGAGAUGCUUGUAGGGACAGACCUAGGAUCAGCAUCUCCUCCUCAAAUCCCAACCUUAACCAUUAGACAAAACUGAACAUACAGGCAACUUCUGAAGAGAGGAGGGGAGGAAGGACGUGGAGAGUGAAAGAAAGAGGGAACAGAUGGAGGAAAGUGGAACAGACAAAGAACCAGAGACUGAUCGCAGAAUGAGGCAAUUUUGAAGGAAAAGUGUGUGUUUCUGAAUGGAAAACAUGUGCCUGAGUGUAUGUCUGAGUGGCUUAGAAUCUAAAGAUAUGGAUUUACAUGGUUUGUAAUAAAAUAUCAAUCUGUCACAAGUUUA